Molecule: messenger RNA, 1119 nt
Organism: Ricinus communis (castor bean)
Lineage: Eukaryota; Viridiplantae; Streptophyta; Magnoliopsida; Malpighiales; Euphorbiaceae
Product: NAC domain-containing protein 86
Exons: 3
Coding region: 1-612 (203 amino acids)
Biological process (GO): regulation of DNA-templated transcription
Molecular function (GO): DNA binding
Source: RefSeq, a predicted model, not a curated record
AUGGAUGGAGUUGAAGCAGAAAACAGCAAUCUAGAAGAGCUUGAUCUUCCGUAUGGAUAUAGAUUUAGGCCCUCCAAAGCAGAGCUACUGGUUCAUUAUCUGAAGAGAAAGAUAAUGGGAGAGCAACUUCCGGCUAAUGUGAUCCCUACUAUUGAUGUUUACGCUUGCAAUCCAGAACAACUUCCUUUCAGACUCUUCACGCGUGGAAUUUCACAUAUAUGGUUCUUCUUUUCCAAGAGGAGAAAAGGCAAAAUCUUGACCAAAGAUGGCUACUAUGAUUUUGCCUCUCCUCCUCGUGGUGCAAUUUAUGAGAAGAUUGAACCUGCAGCAGGAUCGAGAAAAACCAGAAAGCUUGUCGGUUUUAUGCGUCGACUGCAUUUCUACUAUGGAAGGCCACCUACAGGAAUAAAAUCUAGAUGGACUAUAGAAGAGUUCAGAAUUGAUCCUGAUACUGUUGAUGUAAAUAAAGAUGAUCAUGCUACAAAACGAAAGGUUUCGAAUCUUGUUGUCUGCAAAGUUAAGGGACCUCUACUAUAUCCUGAACCCUGGAAUGAGAUAUCAGAGACAUUUUGUGAACUUGAGGAAGACGAAGUAUCUGAGGAAGAUGACUAGAAUAUAAUAAUGCUGUUCCCUCUUAAAAAAUCUCUGUAAGAGGUGAUUUUGUUUUUUGUCAAGUGAGUUUGUUGUUGACUUUCAAGAGUUGGCUGCACAGGUGAGUUUGUUCUUUUAAACAAAGUAAAUAUCAUUUUUUCUCAGGAAUCAUCUUUGAUAAUUAAGAUAAACAUUUGUCGAUCAAUAUUUAGUAGCCUGGAUAGCCGUCCCAUAUCUGAAGGUUGUAUGUCAUUCGUAUCAAUGAGAUUUUUCGGGUAAAAGCAGAAGGCUUACUUUGGUUUUCGCGUAAACUAUUAUUAUUUUAGAUAAUUCUGACAUGUAUUUACUUUUUAAUGCGUUUGGGUGGUGCAACUCUAACCGCUGCUGCAGCCUAUCAUUUUUUAGUAUGAUGCAUGACAGUAUCUGCAAACAUGAUAUUCCCUUCUUCAUAUUUACAAAAUAAUGCAUCAAAAUUACUUAUAUUGCCCGACCAAAAAGAAAAGAAAAAAAUAAAAUAAAAUCUGUAAC